UUGACAUUAACGUGUUGCUCUUUGAAAGGGGAUUGUCUGUUUUUGCGAAGAAUCGCCGCAGUGCAAAGUAACGAGAUAUCUAUAAAUAACACGAUACGUUAUCAACGUUCGUUUACACCAGAGCGAGUCUUGGCUAUUUAAUCUAAUCGCCACGCCUCUACAUUUAAUUAAUAACAGAAAUUAAUGAAUACGUCACUCAGUUCCUCUUUGAAUGCGGUAGCGGAAGAUCGUUUAUGAAAUUUUGUGAAUUCUGUGUGUGUUUAAAGUUAAUUUUGCAUUAAGAUUCGCACCUUGGCCCCGAAGUUAUACCGGUUGAUUGGAAAGGCCAUAGAUUAUAAGUGUAACCUAACUUUUUAAGAGAAAUCAGUGAACUUUUUGCGAUGUCCGUCUUAAACAACUUUACGGUGUCCGUUGCGAAGGGAUUACGACGUCUAAGACAGAAGCAGGAGCUUCGCGAGGUGGUCCCCAAUGCUUCCAGGAGGAAAGGGAACACAGCUGUGCCGGAGGAGACCAAGCUGAACAUGGAGAAAUGCCUCAUCGUGUCCAAAGUUACCAGAUACGAAUACGAAAGACACAGCCACGAGCACCUAUCAGAAUGUGAGUUAGAGAGGGUGCUCAGGAAACGAGGGUCUGACUACGACUCCAUGCUGAAGAUACAUAAGCAACAGAAGGCGUUUGAGGAGAACGUGGCCAAGAGUCUCAGAGACAUGGGACUUAAAGUGGAGAUGGCUAGCAGAUUAACAUACAACGAUGAUAUAAUAAACUGGUGCGACGUGGUGGUGCCGUGUGGUGGGGAUGGCACCUUCCUUCUAGCUGCUUCUAGAGUCAGAGACGCUAAUAAACCAGUGAUAGGCUUCAACAGUUCGCCGCAGAAGUCGGUGGGACGGCUCUGCUUACCCACCUGGUGCUCCAACGACGUGAAGGGUGCGUUCCAGGCGAUCAAAGAGGGCAGGUUCAGAUGGAUGCGCCGCUCCAGGAUACGCACGACGGUCACCUCGGAGCCGCAGCUGCUGGAGACCAUCACUCCGGUAGACCUGCACACGCUGCAUUACUGCAGAUACCCCCCAGUGCAGAACACGCACGAGAUGGUGGACGCGUACAACAUGAACUCGCGCCAGGUGGCCACCACCGCCAGGGACGCGCCCGUCAGCCCCACGCUCGCCACUAAAGUGUUACCAUUCUUGGCGCUGAAUGAGGUAAGGAUAUUGUAUUACAACAUGAACUCGCGCCAGGUGGCCACCACCGCCAGGGACGCGCCCGUCAGCCCCACGCUCGCCACUAAAGUGUUACCAUUCUUGGCGCUGAAUGAGGUAUUCAUAGGCGAGAGCGUGACAUCCCGCGUGUCUCUACUCCGGCUGCAGAUCGACAACGGCGCCUGGUCCCACACCAAGUCCUCGGGGCUCUGCGUCACCACCGGCACUGGCAGCACCUCCUGGCACUUCAGUAUAAACUGUCUCCGCACGCAAUCGGUGCAGGAGCUGAUGAAGAUUCUCCACGAGGAGUACAAGGUUCCCUUGGACACGGCGAUGGAGAAGGCGCGCGAGGUCACUGAGAAAUAUAACCAGAAACUCAUGUUCGCUGCAGAUUCCGACCAGCUAGCGUAUUCGGUGCGCGAGUACAUUACGUUCGAGGAGUGGCCGACUCCGCGCGGACUCAAAGUGCGCGACAAGGCAAGCUCUGUCAAAGUCAAGUCGCAUUGCACUGAUGCUGGUCUAGUAAUCGACGGCAGUGUCUCGUUCCCCUUCAACGAUGGAACAGAAGCCAUAUUAGAAAUUCACCCCGAAGACUCACUAAUGACGGUACAGAUGGACGAAAAACGACCAUAACAACGACAACUUAAAGUCUAGUUUAGAAUGAAUUUGUCAAUGGCUUAGUGACUUAGCCGAUAAAGUCUAGUAGAAUGACAGAAUUCGAUUAGAAUUGUGCCCUUGUACUACAAACUAGCUGCUUUAGCGCGGUUUCGCCCGCUGCUCGGCUCCUAUUGAUCGUAGCGUGAUGUUUUAUAGCCUAUAGCCUUCCUCGAUAAAUGGACUAUCCAACACAAAAAUAAUUAUACAAUUCCGACCAGUAGUUCCGGAGAUUGGCGCGUUCAAAGAAACAGACUCUUCUCUUUUAUUUCUUGGUAUAUAGAUUGAUUUUGUCUGUCUGUCUGUCUGGUAGAUUUAAAUUGUAAU
Spodoptera frugiperda (fall armyworm) is the source of this 2174-nucleotide messenger RNA. RefSeq names its product NAD kinase 2, mitochondrial (gene Nadk2). Gene Ontology annotation, molecular function: NAD+ kinase activity. Bases 381 to 1826 code for a protein of 481 amino acids. The record is from RefSeq and is a predicted model, not a curated record. The transcript has 11 exons. Lineage: Eukaryota; Metazoa; Arthropoda; Insecta; Lepidoptera; Noctuidae. Gene Ontology annotation, cellular component: mitochondrion. Gene Ontology annotation, biological process: NAD+ metabolic process; NADP+ biosynthetic process.